This is a messenger RNA of Necator americanus (New World hookworm), 420 nucleotides long. RefSeq lists its product as uncharacterized. The record is from RefSeq and is a predicted model, not a curated record. NCBI's taxonomy places the organism in Eukaryota, Metazoa, Nematoda, Chromadorea, Rhabditida, Ancylostomatidae. Bases 1 to 420 code for a protein of 139 amino acids. The transcript has a single exon.
AUGGACAAAGCUAAGCUUGCCGUGGCAGGACCGCUUAGUUUGGGAAAAAGUCUUUUUGCCAAUCCAACAUAUUCACUGCCUCAGUACUCGGCACAGUGGGCCCUGCCGUCUCAGACGUCGCACGAUAAACCGACCGAUAAGAGGCGAUCAAAUCUCAGGUUGCUCAUGACAUCUUUGAUUCUAGACCGAGACGACAUACGGACGAUUCUCCAUUUAGAUUGCCUCAGACUACGUACUUGCAACGCGAGAACAGAUUCCACAGACGCAGACCUGCAUGCUCUUCUCGGAGCUGUAGAGCGCAUAGAGUUCUGCGUAAUUGCUCUGCAAGAGACCAAUAGCAGAAGGAGCCACGUCCGACAGAUGAGUGACACUCGUGUACACUUCUCAUUGCCGGAGAGAAGAUCCUGUCGCGAAAUGUAG